UCACCAUAGAGAAAAAUAACAAGUUUUUUUUUUUUUUCUAAUCCGUCACUUUAAAUAUGGCCUCAUCACUCUUUAACUUUCUUCUUACUUUCUUAGCUCUCUCAAAUGUUGUUUUGCUAUCACAAUCCGAAGUUAGUACUAGUACUAGAGCACCCUUCAAACCUAAUGGCCUUGUUUUGCCAGUGUUUAAGGAUUCUGCCACAGGUCUUCACAUAGCCAAAAUCACAAAAAGAACUCCCCAGCAAUCCAUCCCAUUGCUGAUUGACUUGAAUGGCAGGUUCUUGUGGUUAAAUUGUGAAAAUAACUACAUUUCAUCAACCUAUUUUGCUCCCUUUUGCCACUCAACUCAAUGUUCUCGCGUUGGUGCUCAUUCGUGCAACAAAUGUUUUUCCACUUCACCAAGACCUGGUUGCCAUAACAACACUUGUGCUGUUACAACCACAAAUCCUUUCACUCGCCAAACUGCAACCGGUGAAGUUGCUCAAGAUUCUCUCUCAAUACAGUCCACUACUCAAUUUGGCUCAAAUAAUAUCGGUCCUUUAGUUACUAUUCGUCACUUCCUUUUUGCUUGUUCACCUUCAUCUUUGUUACAAGGUCCUUUUCCUAAAAAUGUUCAAGGAGUAGCUGGAUUAGGCCAUGAUCCGGUCUCUCUUCCAAUUCAACUAGCUUCCCAUUUCGGAUUCCCUCGUCAAUUUGCCUUGUGCUUACCCUCUCCCUCACAAAAAAAUGGCGCAAUCUUUUUUGGUACUAGUGGCUUAGAUGGAACACAUACCGGAAAUUUAACCUACACACCAAUAAUCAUCGGUUCACAAGGAGAAUAUUUCAUCCCAGUGAGAUCAAUACGCGUAAAUAACCAGCCUGUCCCGUUGAACCGUUCAUCUUUAAUUUCAACGAGGAAUCGAAACUUUGGUGGAGCGAUGAUUAGUACUACAGCUCCUUACACUCUUCUUGAACACAACAUUUUCACAGCCUUCACUCAGUUCUUCGCGAACAAAUUUUCCGGGGUGUCUCAAGUGAAUCCAGUGUCACCAUUCGGACUAUGUUUUAAUUCCAACAACUUGUCAAACACCAAUGUUCCAAACAUUGAUUUUGUCAUGCAGAACAAAAAUGUUACGUGGACUAUCAUUGGAACAAAUUCAGUAGUUGAAGCACGACCUGGUGUGUCUUGCUUGGCUUUUGUUGAUGGUGGACAAAAUCCUAAGGCUCCAAUUGUGAUAGGGGUACGUCAAUUGGAAGAUAAGUUUGUUCAGUUUGAUCUUGCAAGGUCGAGAUUGGGUCUUAGCUCUUCAUUACUGUCACGUAACACUAGUUGUUCUAACUUCAAUUUUACCUCCACAUCUUUCGUCAGUGAGAUGGAGUGAAAAUUGAAAAAAGUUUAAUUUCCUACUUAAGGGUUUUGAUCAUAUGUGUACGUACGAGUCUCUGUAUGUUUUUUAAGUAACUUUUUCUUUGUGUACUACUUUUUUCUUUUCGUAAACCUUUGGAGUUUUUAAGGUCUAUGUAAUAUGUCCAGUACUUUUUGUUUAAGUAAAUUUCUUUUGUUA
Molecule: messenger RNA, 1544 nt
Organism: Lycium barbarum (goji berry)
Lineage: Eukaryota; Viridiplantae; Streptophyta; Magnoliopsida; Solanales; Solanaceae
Product: gamma conglutin 1-like
Exons: 1
Coding region: 57-1361 (434 amino acids)
Biological process (GO): proteolysis
Molecular function (GO): aspartic-type endopeptidase activity
Source: RefSeq, a predicted model, not a curated record